AUGAAGAACAUAUGUAAGGUGGUGGAUGGGUUGAAAGCAGCCAUAAUACUAAUGGUUGUGGUUCAGCUAUUCUAUGUUGGGAUUAACAUUCUUUACAAACUCGUUGUUUAUGAAGGCAUGAACCUGGGAGUCAUCAUUGCUUAUCGUUUUGUUUUCGCCACUGCUUUCAUGGCUCCUCUUGCUUUCAUUUUUGAAAGGAAGAAGAGGCCAAAGAUGACUUGGACUAUACUGUUUCAGGGUCUUAUAUGUGGCUUAUUUGGAGGAACAUUGGCACAAACAUUAUACUUGGAGAUGCUGGCCUUAACAACUGUAACGUUUGCAUCAGCACUCAACAAUCUCCUCCCAGCUGCCACCUUUGUUAUGGCCAUCUUCUUUGGUUUGGAAAAAUUGAAUUGGAAAUCCGCAGCCGGGAAAGCCAAGACCAUGGGAACCAUCGCGGGAAUCAGUGGGGCCAUGCUUCUGACAUUCUACAAGGGCCCACCAAUACCCACACCCUCUUUCCACGUUAGCAUUUUGCAUCUCCACCACAGCCACGUGGCAUCUUCCCACUCUACCUCCGGCGGUAACACCCUCUUAGGUGCACUCUGCGGCAUGGGUUCCAUCUCGUCCAUUUCUCUGUGGCUCAACGUUCAGAGCAAGAUGAGUGAGAGAUAUCCAUGUCAUUACACAAGCACGACGCUGAUGAGUUUGUCAGCUUCAGUGUUUUCUAUUGCCUUUGCUCUUUGCACUGAAAGAGAUUGGGCUCAAUGGAAAUUGGGUUGGAACAUAAGGCUCUUAACCGUGGCUUAUGCGGGAUUGGUGGCAUCAGGAGUGAACGUGGUGGUGAUGGCAUGGUCUGUACGCAAGGGAGGGCCUCUGUUCGUAUCAGUAUUCACUCCUCUCCAGCUUUUGUUUUUGGCUUUUCUUGGAUCUUUCUUUAUGGACGAGACGCUUCAUCUUGGAAGUAUAAUUGGAGGAGUUCUGAUAGUGUCUGGACUCUACAUGGUUUUAUGGGGCAAAGCUAAAGAGAUGAAGAAGAUGAAUUGGUUAGUACCAUCACAGACCCUCCACGUCUCGUCAUCCCAUUCACUUGAAAUCAUCGUCAAAUCUUCUAUUCAUGACCCCAAAAGCAGCGGCAAUAAUAAUAUUAAUAUUAAUGCUUAUUCAAGCCUCGAUAAGGAUCACCAAGAAGAUUCAUCAGAAAAUGGAAAUCAAGAAAUACAAGAUGUGAAAAGAACAAGUAACAUAAUCGAGUAA
Messenger RNA from Prosopis cineraria, 1236 nucleotides. RefSeq names its product WAT1-related protein At1g68170-like. The transcript has 7 exons. Gene Ontology annotation, molecular function: transmembrane transporter activity. The record is from RefSeq and is a predicted model, not a curated record. NCBI's taxonomy places the organism in Eukaryota, Viridiplantae, Streptophyta, Magnoliopsida, Fabales, Fabaceae. The coding region runs from base 1 to 1236 and encodes 411 amino acids. Gene Ontology annotation, cellular component: plasma membrane.